UUUAUGAUAUCGUCUCCUUCUCUCAAAGUCAAAUACACAGGGAAUAUACAAGCACGACGAACCGACCAGAGGAGGAGCCGGAGCUACAAGAUUCCACCAGCGGCGGCCGGGGAGGAGGAAGGAGAUUGGAAAUUUGGAUUUGGUCGGGGCGGGGCGGCCGGCCGAUCACCCUCGGUACGGCUUCUCCUCCUCCUUCUUCCUCCUCACGAUCCUUCGCUUCUUCCUUUCCUUCCUCCUCCUCGGAUUCGUCCAAGAUUUGCAAGUUGCUUAAUUUUGCAUUGGAGUCGCUGGAUGUGAUUUUGAUGGGCUGCCUACCAACAAAGCAUGCCAAUCGCUCGCUGGAUUCACUGGAUGCACGGGAAGCUGUAGCUCUUGCUGCUGAAACAUCUUGUGAGAAAGUGGAUCUACCAGAUUUUGUUAAUAUUGCUACUGGAACACCGUUUACUGUGAGUGAAGUUGAGGCAUUAUAUGACCUCUUCCGGAAAUUAAGUAAUACAAUCAUCAAAGAUGGUCUAAUUCACAAGGAAGAAUUCCACCUUGCUCUCUUUAGGAAAAAGAAGAAGCAAAAUCUCUUUGUUGACAGGGUAUUUGACUUGUUUGAUGAAAAACAAAAUGGUGUAAUUGAAUUCGGUGAAUUUGUUCGUUCUCUUAGUGUGUUUCAUCCAGAUGCACCUGAAGAACAAAAAAUUGCUUUUGCAUUUAGGUUGUAUGACUUAAGACAGACAGGCUUUAUUGAACGGCAUGAGUUGAAGGAGAUGGUGUUGGCUCUGCUGGAUGAAUCAGAUUUGAAUAUUACAAGUGAUGCUGUCGAGAUGAUUGUUGACAGGACAUUUGAUCAGGCUGACACAAAAGGUGAUGGACGAAUAGAUCAAGAGGAAUGGACUGAAUUUGCUAAAAGUAAUCCAUAUGUACUGAGGAAUAUGAGUCUCCCAUACCUUAAGGACAUCACCAUGGUAUUCCCAAGCUUUGUGAUUCACUCAGAAAUCAGUGAAGCAGACAUGGCUCUCUAACCUGAAAAGUAAUGGCAAGUUUGCAACACUUUUCUGUACAUCCUGAUUUAUAUUAAUGAAGGGGUGCGCUGGAAGCUUUUUCGUCAUAAAAGGUUUGCAACACUUCUCUGGUGACUCCAUCCAUUGUGUGUAGAAAAGGAGUUUGGUUCCUUACCAACAAGCGGAGAAUAUAGCAUCCAACUCCAGCAUCACUGACCAAAUGUUCAGACUUGCACAAGUGUACAAUCACACAGCAAUUGCUUCAUUGUUGGCCGUUCUUUUUAUCUUUUCCGCUUUUACGUUGGAGAAUGCUUAAGCAAGGAAGCUGUAGCCCUGCAGAUCAAGUGUAGCAAUUCAAGGUCUUAAAACAAAAAGGGUGUACAAUAAAUCGACGUUUAACUGAUGUCUCCUCACAAAAAAGGGGUUAAUUGUUCUCUGAGAAUAAGUUGACGUGAUCCCUCAAUUUGACCUUAUGUAACAUUGGUAGAUUGGUACCAUAUGUGUUAUGUGAUGCAUGUAUCAUA
This is a messenger RNA of Phragmites australis (common reed), 1513 nucleotides long. Its product is annotated as calcineurin B-like protein 5. Gene Ontology annotation, biological process: calcium-mediated signaling. Bases 303 to 1010 code for a protein of 235 amino acids. NCBI's taxonomy places the organism in Eukaryota, Viridiplantae, Streptophyta, Magnoliopsida, Poales, Poaceae. The record is from RefSeq and is a predicted model, not a curated record. The transcript has 9 exons. Gene Ontology annotation, molecular function: calcium ion binding; kinase binding.